AUGGAAUUCGUCCUGGCCGAGCGCUGGCUAGGAGAAGCUCCCACUAAGAGAAUGGACAAAGAUGCAGAAGCUCUGAAGGCAGCCAGAGCAGAACUCUGUGAGGCCAGGCGGCAGUGGCACCACAUGCAGAUCGAGAUCGAAUCUCUCCACGCUGUGGAAAAGGGUCUGGAGCGCUCCCUGCGUGCCACGGAGCAGCAGUACCAUAUGCAGCUGCAGAACUUGGAAGGGGAGAUUGAGUGCUUAGAGAAAGAGCUCCUGGACGUCAGGAGGGGCAUUGAGAAGCAGCUGCAGGAGCAUGAGAUCCUGCUGAACACCAGGAUGAAGCUGGAGGAGGAGAUAGCCACCUACCGCAGCCUGCUGGAGCAAGAGGAGAACAGGUUUGGCUGCUCCGUCCCUGCCCCCAAGGAGGACAAGAAGCCAACCACCAGCAAGAUCACCUUUGUGCUGCCUGCCUAUGGUGCAAAGGAGAAGCAGAAGGGGGCUGGGAAGGUGGAGCUGCUGACAAAACAAGCAGUGCUGGAUGGAAAUGUCUUGAAGGAAAGUGCUGAAGCUCAUGGCACUGUACAGACAGAAAAAGUAGAUGAGGUGAUCAAGGAGUGGGAAGGGUCUUUCUUCAAGGACAACCCGCGGCUCAGGAAGAAGUCAGUGUCGCUGCGCUUCGACCUGCACCUGGCAGCCACGGACGAGGGCUGCUUGCACCCCAAGAAGAAAACUCUCCCUGACAUCGAGGUCAGGCUGGUGAUGAGGAGGUCUUGCAGCAUCCCCUCCAUCAAACCUUAA
Molecule: messenger RNA, 780 nt
Organism: Indicator indicator
Lineage: Eukaryota; Metazoa; Chordata; Aves; Piciformes; Indicatoridae
Gene: KRT222
Product: keratin 222
Exons: 6
Coding region: 1-780 (259 amino acids)
Source: RefSeq, a predicted model, not a curated record